CGCCGCUCGCAGCGCUCGCUGCCGCCUUCGCGCCCCAGCCGCAGCCCCGGGGCAAAGUUGGAGCCGGGGCAGCCCCUGAAGCCUCCCGCACACCCAGGGGCUCUGAGAAAGCAGCGCCUUUCCCAGGCUGUCCUUGGGAGGUGGCAAAGCUCUGUCCCUGCUGGAGCACUGCUGACCACUGUCACCAACCAAACAUGCAGAGGGCAUGAGAGCCCACAGGACCUGACUCAGUCAUCACUCAGAGGAAAGGAGAAGGCAAGAAAGGAAAAGAAGCAGUUGAGAUCCACCAGCAGCUGUUACAGGGCAUCGGCUCCGGCACUGAGCUCCCAGAGGGGGCCAACAGCACAAGUGAGUGGCAGUGCCACAUCUUUCCUAGCCCAUGUCAUUCCCAGCACACAAGGCUGAACGUGUAAAGUGACUCUGCAAUGUUCUCCAAGGUCCCUGUAGAAUAAGGGUCACUUUGGGAAGGGCUCUAGGCCUGCCUGGUCCAGGCUCACUCCAGGGAGCUUUGGAGCUGAUGAGAGCAGGACUGCUCCAUCCUUGCAGUGACACCAUGGAUCCAUGUUACAACCACACAAGCUCUCAAAAAAGCAUGGACCGCCCCAUGCAGCUGCUGGUCGGGUUCUUUCUGGGCAUCCUCAUCGUGAUCACUCUCUGUGGUAACAUCAUCGUGUGCCUGGCCGUCACCCUGGACCGGCGGCUGCGGAGCGUGACCAACCGCAUCAUCGUCUCCCUGGCCAUCACAGACCUGCUGCUGGGGCUGCUGGUGCUGCCCUUCUCUGCUUACUACGAGCUCACCAAGGAGUGGCCCUUUGGCAGGGUUCUGUGCAACAUCUACACCAGCCUGGACGUCAUGCUGUGCACGGCCUCCAUCCUCAACCUCCUCAUGAUCAGCCUGGACCGCUACUUCGCCAUCACCACCCCGCUCCGCUACGGCCAGGUGGUCACUCCCUCCCGGGUGGCCGUGGGCUUGGCUGUCAUCUGGACUGUUUCACUGAUGGUCUCCUUCCUACCCAUCCACCUGGGCUGGAACACCAAGGGGACGGCGGUGCAGAACACAAGCACCACCUGCAGCAAGGAGUGCACGCUGGGAGUGAACCUUGAGUACGGGUUGGUGGACAGCUUGCUCACCUUCUACAUCCCUCUGGUCAUCAUGUGCAUCACCUACUACAGGAUACUCAGGAUAGCCAGGGAGCAAGCCAAGAGGAUAAACCACACGUGGGGCAACGCGCCCGUGUCCCCCAUGGUGAAGGAGCACAAAGCCACCAUGACGCUGGCAGUGGUGCUGGGAGCCUUCAUCGUCUGCUGGUUCCCCUACUUCACCCUCUUCACCUACCGGGGCGUGUCGGGGGACAGCCAGGUCAAAGGCACACUCAUGUCCAUUGUGCUCUGGCUGGGCUAUGCCAACUCAGCCCUGAACCCCAUCCUCUAUGGGACACUCAACAAGGAUUUCCGAGUGGCCUACCAGAACUUGCUGCACUGCUGCAGGACGGGAUACCCCAGGAACUCCCACCUGCCUCCCCUGCAGCAGGCCCAGCCCAGGGGCAGGCAGGGCCAGGGCAGGCAGGAGGGCAAACCCUUGAAGCUGGAGGUGAGGAACGAGAAGGGGACUCUGCUCACUGAUGGAGCCCUCAAGAGCACUGGAGCUUUCCUGUGAGCCUCAGCCAGCCCGCUGCCCUAGGACCCACAUCUCCCAGCCUUCAACUCCUGGCUGCCCUCUUCCAAAAUCCUGUGUGAGGUUGAAAGGACAACACUCAGCUUUCCUCAGUGCAAAACUCGACAGCAGAGGCGAGAGCUGCAGGGAUCCCUGCUCUGGCACAUGGCAUCACUCCAUCCCCAAACACUGCUGGAGAGGCCUCUGCCCAUCCAGGUUCCUCCCAGGAGGGUGCUGGGUUAGAAGAGCCCUUGGAGGAGCUGCCAAAGAACAUCUGCCCAUCCUGUGGGCAGUGACACUUUCAGCAUGAAGAGAUGCCUGGGGAGCUGGGUCAGGAAGCAGUGCAUGCCUGGGCAGGGCUGGGAGUGCCCUCUCCAGAGCCCUGGCAGUGGUCAGGCUGCAGGGGAAGGGGCUGUUGAGGUCGUGGUGCCAGACAGACCAGCUCAGGAUAGAGAAAGACAACAGGCACCACUUCCCUGGUGUCCUGGGAAUGUACCCACCCCUCAGAGGGGCAGGGCCCUGGCAGAUGGGGUGACAUGGCAGGAGGGCUCAGCGAGGUGGAUGCUGGCAGCCACGAGUGCUGGAUGUCUGUGCACAGGACAUCCCAGGCCCUCAGCAUCCACCCUGGGGCAGGGCUGCUUCCCUUCCCUGGGGCUGUCCUUACAGCACACCCCCUGUCCCAGCCCUACUGCCAGCCAAAGAGAAGCCCUGGAGCCUGCUGGGGAGGCACUGAGCAGCCAGGGCUUGCCCCAGGCUCUGCCCUCCUGAGAAGCUCAACAUGAAGGCGCCCAAAAGAGAAGAUUUUGCACAGACUUGGGGCAGAAACAAUCAGUGGUAUAAAAAAAAAAAAAAUCUAUUUAAGACAGAAAGAAAAUGAGAUGCUUGAUGAUUUCUGUGGGAGUACUUUGUCCUGGGAAGAGCCUCCCUGCCCUGCUCCAUCCUGCUGUCCCAUCCCCAUCCUUCUGCUGGGACAGAGC
Zonotrichia leucophrys gambelii is the source of this 2631-nucleotide messenger RNA. It is a transcript of the gene HRH2, whose product is annotated as histamine receptor H2. The transcript has 4 exons. NCBI's taxonomy places the organism in Eukaryota, Metazoa, Chordata, Aves, Passeriformes, Passerellidae. Gene Ontology annotation, cellular component: plasma membrane; dendrite. The record is from RefSeq and is a predicted model, not a curated record. Gene Ontology annotation, biological process: chemical synaptic transmission; gastric acid secretion; positive regulation of vasoconstriction. Gene Ontology annotation, molecular function: neurotransmitter receptor activity; histamine receptor activity; G protein-coupled serotonin receptor activity. The coding region runs from base 518 to 1657 and encodes 379 amino acids.